AAAACCGAAAAGGGCCACCGAGUCUCUUCUCUUUCUCGUCCCUGAGACGCCCAAUACGUUUCCAAUACUACAUUUAAUAUUACACAUAGGCCAGGGUUUCGAGUCCUAGCUCGGGCAAGGAAAGCGGACAGAGUCACACUCUCUCAGCCUCAGGGCACGGCCAUGGCAAGCUUCACAAAAACACACACAAGAGAGGGUCCACAGGGAGUCAGAAACGACUGGAGGGCACACAAGCACAAGUUCUACCACGAAACUUGGGAGAGAAUCCGUGUCAUGCCCCCCCCCAUGCACACUUUAUCUUUACAACAACCCCGCGAGAUAGACGCUGCGCUCCUGGAUAUGGUGGCUCUAUUGAUUUUAAUGGGAAUACUUUAUCUAGGAACAGACAUCCGGCCAGGGUCUGCCAGGAGAAUAUGGCCAAGUCCUACGAUCACCUCUUCAAACUGUUGCUGAUCGGAGACAGCGGUGUAGGGAAAACCUGUCUGAUAAUCCGGUUUGCUGAGGACAACUUCAGUGGCACUUAUAUCAGCACCAUUGGAAUUGACUUCAAAAUCCGGACAGUGGAAAUUGAGGGCAAGCGGAUCAAACUGCAAGUCUGGGAUACAGCCGGCCAGGAGCGAUUCAAGACCAUCACUACAGCAUACUACCGGGGUGCCAUGGGAAUCAUCCUUGUAUAUGACAUCACAGAUGAGAAAUCCUUUGAGAAUAUUCAGAACUGGAUGAAGAGCAUCAAAGAGAAUGCUUCUGCUGGCGUGGAGCGGCUCCUGCUUGGAAACAAGUGUGACAUGGAGAGCAAGCGCAAGGUGCCCCGGGAUCGUGCAGAGAAGCUGUCCAAGGAGCAUGGAAUCCGAUUCUUUGAGACGAGCGCCAAAUCCAGCGUGAAUGUAGAGGAGGCUUUCAACACUUUGGCCCGGGACAUCCUUCUGAAAUCAAGCAAAAAAUCGGCUCAGCAUGCCAAGGGGCCCGUGGAACUGAAAGGAUCUCAGAAGAGCCACAGCAAAUGUUCCAUGGCCUAGUUGGUGCCCACCCUGCGACCGGAAGAGGCCUGCUCCUACUGUGCCACAGCAAAGGCCUGGCUGGCUGGGCCACUUUCUCUUCUCCCUCCCCUUCACUCCAAAGGGCUUCGGUUUUCUUGCUGUUUCGGGCUGGACUCCAGAGACAGCUGAUGGCAGGCAAGGAUAGGAGGCUGGGACCUCCUCUCUCUUCCUUCUCUUCUCUUUGCUCCUUCAGCUGAGGAAUACUGAUACGUUGGGACCAAGGGUCUCAUGAAAGAGGUUGGGAUUCACUGUGAGGGGAUUUGAAAACAGGGGCUUUCUUUCAGGGGUGGGGGUGGGUAGGUGGGGAUUAGUUGGAGAGAUUCAGCCACAGAGGCACCAGAAUACUCUGGUUAGCCCUGAACGCCAGGAGUUUUCAGGUUGCUCCUGAAUAUGGACCUUCUGUUUCCUAAGCAUGCCUUGGAAGAAGGUUUGCAUACACUAUGAUGUGACUCUGGCCUACAUUAUUCAUAGGAAGGGUUCAGGCUUGUCCUGAUCCCCGUUGCAAAGUGGGGUGUCCCUGCCCCUGCUCCCACACACUUCAAAAUAAACCUAUGCAAAGUCCAAGAUGAUGAUUCUUCAGCAAGGGCUUCCAGCUCUCAUUUUCCUUUUGUAAUCUUUAAAACAGUAUUAAAAUCUUUGCAGCGAUCUCUGGGUGUCUGUGAUGGAAAUGUGGCAACAGCAUACCAGGUGGGGAUAUGACUCCAUCACAUGUACAGAAAGAGAUGUUAAAAAUAAGAUAUCAGAAGGAAUACUUUGGUCUGUCCUCUAUAUAUAGUAUGGGUUCUGUGUAUGAUAACACUCCGUUCUAUUUUUCCUGUCAUAGGAAUUCCUUUCUCAGGCUUCUCUGUUCAUUCCCUUUCCCAUCACUUAAAAUAUUCUAUACCCUAUAAUAGUAAACUCAUUCUUGGGUACUUAUUAUUUUACAUGGCCAAAAUAGCACUAUUCAAUUGUAAAAUGGAAAGAAUUGGCAAGCUUGGGAGUACAUCAAGGUUUGCAAAGGUUACAACAAAAUUUUAAAGGCAGAGGGGAACCUAAAUGGAAGGAAAGUGUCUUCACACUCCUCAAGCAAAGAUGCCUGCAAUCCUGAUAUUGAAAGCCUGGAAAUAUGGAAAGCAGGCAGGGAAAAUCUGCAAAAGGGAAUGGCUGGCACUUGUCCACCUCUUAUUCCUUUGCCAUGCUGGUGUUUGGGGGAAGAAUGAAAACUUGGGAUGCAUCUGCACUACAGAAAUAAUGCAGUUUGACAUCACUUUAACUGCCAUAAUAAUAAUAAUAGUAAUAUAUAUUUUUAUCCCACUCUUCUGUGCAACGCAAUCAAGGCGGCUUACAUUAAA
Messenger RNA from Sceloporus undulatus (fence lizard), 2368 nucleotides. RefSeq names its product RAB13, member RAS oncogene family (gene RAB13). The transcript is spliced from 10 exons. The coding region runs from base 414 to 1016 and encodes 200 amino acids. The record is from RefSeq and is a predicted model, not a curated record. Gene Ontology annotation, biological process: protein secretion; cellular response to insulin stimulus; Golgi vesicle fusion to target membrane. Gene Ontology annotation, molecular function: GTPase activity; GTP binding. Gene Ontology annotation, cellular component: synaptic vesicle; plasma membrane; trans-Golgi network transport vesicle. NCBI's taxonomy places the organism in Eukaryota, Metazoa, Chordata, Lepidosauria, Squamata, Phrynosomatidae.